AAAUCAAAUAUUAUAACACUAUCGGCUUCUCUAAAACCCUAAUCCCUUUUCCCUUCCACACAGAAACCCCCCUUUCUCUUCUUUCUGCGCCAAUUUCCAUACAUAGCAGAGAUGGGAAGCGAUAGCGAGACUGAUAAAACAGCGCAGAAAGUGAGGGAGAAGAAGCAGAUGUCGGCUCUUGCACCCAUCGCCAAACCGCUCGCCGGAAAAAAGCUCUCCAAACGCACCCUCAAGCUUGUUCGUCGAGCGGCGGAGCAGAAGUGCUUGAAGAGAGGAGUUAAGGAGGUGGUCAAAAGUAUUCGUCGCGGCAAUAAAGGGAUAUGUGUUAUAGCAGGGAAUAUAUCACCCAUAGAUGUCAUCACUCAUGUUCCAAUCUUGUGUGAAGAAGCUAACAUACCGUAUGUCUACGUUACAUCAAAGGAAGAUCUUGCAAAUGCAGGGGCCACUAAGCGUCCGACUUGCUGUGUGCUGGUGCUAACAAAGCCGGUCAAGGGUGAACUCGGUCAGGAGGAACAAGAGAAACUGAAGGGAGAUUAUGACCAGGUUGCUUCAGACUUGUCUGAACUGGCUAACUCCAUGUUUUGAGAAAAUCAGUCAUUGUAUCAUCAAGGUUGUAUUUUAUAUUAGUUUAUGCAAAAUUAAUUGCAAUUAUCAUCCAGAGUAGUGUUUGGAAACAUGGAUUUAAGUACUAAUUUUUAUUGAUUUUCUUGUUUAAAACAUUGGAAAAUGUACAUGUGAGAUUUGGUAUUUUCA
Molecule: messenger RNA, 753 nt
Organism: Erythranthe guttata (spotted monkey flower)
Lineage: Eukaryota; Viridiplantae; Streptophyta; Magnoliopsida; Lamiales; Phrymaceae
Product: H/ACA ribonucleoprotein complex subunit 2-like protein
Cellular component (GO): nucleolus
Molecular function (GO): RNA binding
Source: RefSeq, a predicted model, not a curated record